Molecule: messenger RNA, 489 nt
Organism: Grammomys surdaster
Lineage: Eukaryota; Metazoa; Chordata; Mammalia; Rodentia; Muridae
Product: sperm acrosome-associated protein 7-like
Exons: 6
Coding region: 1-489 (162 amino acids)
Cellular component (GO): acrosomal vesicle
Source: RefSeq, a predicted model, not a curated record
AUGACAGUGAAUAGAGGAGCGAGGACCUUCUUAUCUGUCUUCCUGCUGUGCUGCUGGCAAGACGUGCAGCCCUGGCCGAAUAGAGAGCUUUCAGGUUCAAGUGGUAAGCAAUGGCCAAAUUUUGAAACUCUGGAUGAUGACAUAGCUACAGUGUUUGAUGAAAUCCUAGUCCGGGAGAUUCUAGAGCCAGGGAAAGCACCGUAUUUUGAAAGCCCAUCAACAACUUCACAACAAAAAACGACGACGGGAAAAAAAGUCCACAGGAAAGAAUCCACUGCUUUUAAGAGAUAUCAGAAGCAAUCACCUUCUGGGACCAUGCAUACCCUCUCCUUUGAUGACAAGCAGAAAGAAACACUUUUUCAGCUAAGAAGCCUUGAAGCUCUGGAGAAAAUGAUUGACAAGAUUCGAAGAGCUAUUGAAACUAAGCUCAAGAAACAACAGAAGCUCCAGAAAAGUAGAACCAGACAACUCCUGGGGAAACUAUUCUAG